Molecule: messenger RNA, 1485 nt
Organism: Bipolaris oryzae ATCC 44560
Lineage: Eukaryota; Fungi; Ascomycota; Dothideomycetes; Pleosporales; Pleosporaceae
Exons: 3
Coding region: 1-1485 (494 amino acids)
Source: RefSeq, a predicted model, not a curated record
AUGCACUUCGAUCUCCUCAGCCUCAAAGCCAAGAAGAGCAUUUCCCAGCUCCUAUGCAGGAAGAACGAUACAGAGAAUAACUUUGCUGGCAUCGAUCGUAACUUGAUCGAGAGGGGCACAACUCCAGUUCCUUCACCAGACAAAGCCUCCGUCCGGCCAACUGCAAACGAUUCGCCGUCGAGCAACGAGAGUCCCUCAAGGCGAAAGGGUCUUGUAGGGUCGUUGAAAGAGAACAAGUUGCGAAGCAUCAACUCUUUACGCAGUCUGCGAUCACCAACCAAGGCGAAGCAGCCCGAUGGAGAUGCUUCGCCUUGCACUGAUAGUCCUCACACUCCAAUACCCCGCCCAAGGUCGUCUCUUCUGCUCACCUUCCAAGAGUCACCGGCUGAUGAACCCUUAUUUGACCUAAGCCGCACAGACUCGACCAGUUUUGGUCAUGACUUUUGUUAUUCUUCGCCACUGCCUAUCCCUUCAUCAGAGAACCAGAAUCCGCAAUCGUUUGCCUCACCCUCUGUCUUACCUGAUGGCACUAUCCCCUCUUCACCAGCUCCACUCCGGAAGCUCCUGGACCUAGACCAGAACCUGAAUGAAGAUUUCCCAUCCCCAAUGUUCGGCCCGGCAUUCGACCUAGACUUAGCUUGUGUGGACUUAUUGGUUCCCCUUCAAGAUGAUAUGCAGGAGCCUCAUCAGAUCCAAGGCACUUCACGAGAAAUGACUGGAAUCGUCCAAGCCGCUGUAGAACACCGCCAUGUUCCAACCAAGAGUCCUGAAAGAGAACAACCCAACACUGACGGCAUCACGGAAUUGGCCAAUGAUCACAGGUUCAUACAAGAGGAUUCCAACGUUCACAAACUGACGGAAAAGUUUGAUCAGCACUGCAUUAACACGAAUGAAGGCAUGGCAGACCCCUCUGACAAUGUGUUGAUGAUCAUCGGCAAGGAAUACAUGUUGAGAGUCUUCCACAACGGAGAUCUCAAACGCCGCAUCGGUAUAACGGCAUAUGACGGCCAGGGUUAUGCCUCUAGUAACGAUUCGGAGAUGAUUCUUGGCCGCCGUGAGGAAGACUUUGCUGCCGCGGAAAGGAUACUACCUGAACUCGGCAGAUUCGUUGUGUUGAAUAGGGAUAUGCUUGGAAACACGAGCAGGGAACUGAUGCUCGAUGAGGCCCUUGCAGAAGGCGUACUUCCCGAAUGGUUGGAUCUCGACCUGGACAUGGGGAGUUCCGAGCGAUUGCAUAGCCGUAUCAGCAACGCUGGCAAGCGACAGAACCGCGAAAGCACAUGGGGACAGCAUGCCGGGCUCUACGACGGAACCGGCUACGGAACGGGAUCCAGCUCGCGUUCUUCGACGGCGGCGGAGACUGGGAUGGAUGAUGCUUGCCAUUAUGUUGAGAAAGGCAAUCCUGAGGACGACGUUGCCGAUAUACUCCCUGGUGUUUAUGAGAAGACCUAUCCAUUUCGCUCGACACCCGACUCGUCUUGCUAG